Coniophora puteana RWD-64-598 SS2 is the source of this 1705-nucleotide messenger RNA. RefSeq names its product ArfGap-domain-containing protein. The record is from RefSeq and is a predicted model, not a curated record. The transcript is spliced from 6 exons. The coding region runs from base 51 to 1532 and encodes 493 amino acids. Gene Ontology annotation, biological process: endoplasmic reticulum to Golgi vesicle-mediated transport; endocytosis; intra-Golgi vesicle-mediated transport. Gene Ontology annotation, cellular component: Golgi apparatus. Lineage: Eukaryota; Fungi; Basidiomycota; Agaricomycetes; Boletales; Coniophoraceae. Gene Ontology annotation, molecular function: GTPase activator activity.
CUCACCGUCUAGCUGGUGCAACCUACCUCCAUCUCUAACACACAGAAAGUAUGUCGAAAAUCAGCAACGAACGCAACCUCAAGAUUCUUCAGGAGCUCGUCGCUAAGCCAGGCAACGAUGUAUGCGCAGAUUGCAAGUCGCGCGCGCCUAGAUGGGCUUCCUACAACCUCGGCAUCUUCCUCUGCGUCAGCUGUGCGAGCAUCCACCGUAAACUUGGCGUUCACAUCAGCAAAGUAAAGAGUCUGACGCUCGAUGCAUGGACCAAGGAGAACGUCGAGACAAUGCAGAAGGUGGGAAACAUCAAAGCGAAUGCCUUUUACAACCCGGACGAGGUCCGUCAUCCGCCGCCGACGAAUAUGGUGGAUUCAGAGCGCGACAGCGAGCUCGAAAAGUUCAUACGAGCAAAGUAUGAGUUCAAGCGCUUCGUGAAACCUAAAUCUACAGCCCGCCUCGCCCCAGGUUCGGUCCCAGGCACGAGCAACCCCUCUUCCAUUUCUUCCUCGUCAGGGGCAGCUGCACUCCAGCGUGAGCAGCAGCAGCGCAAGGCCUCUGCGCCCGUCAGCUCUUCUACCUCUCUCGCUCCGCCAUCGGCGCCUCCAAAACUCCACACGUCGCGGAGUAAUCCCAACCUCUCUCAGCCCCAGCCCCAGACUCAACCGCAGGCACCCGCUGCACCAUCCCACCCGACGCAGGCGCCGUCUGCCCCUGCUGCCCCGACCGGCGGUGUCUGGGGUGACCUCGUCUCGCUGCAAGGCCCGUCGCAGAGCUCGUCUCUCCCUCUCCAGUACGCUGCUCAGCCGCAACCCCAGCUGUCAAUGACCAUGCAUCCGGGAUCCACGGGAUUCGGCGGCGGGAUGAGCGGGCCGUACUCAGGCGCGACCCAAGGCGCACCGCUUGGCAACAUGUACACCGGGAUGCCGUUCAACAGCUCGCCUGUUUCGGGGACUGGAGUGUUUGGGUCUAUGGGACCGAUGGGGGCGGCGGGGGGUAUGGGCGGUAUGGGUUCGAUGGACUCGAUGAACUCGUUCGGCUCCGGUUCUUUUGGGUCGAUGGGCUCGAUGAACUCGAUGGGUUCGCUCGGGUCGAUGCAUACCGGGAUGAGCUCGACAAAUCCUUUCCAGCAGCAGCAGCAGCAGCAGCAGCAGCAGUUUGCCGGUAUGCAGCCGCAGAUGGGCAUGGGUAUGAGCGGGAACGCGUUCCAGUCGCAAAUGCAAAUGCCGAUGAAUACCGGCAUGCCCAUCCAGCAGCCUGCGCCCCUUUCCUUCGGCCAACAGCAGUCGUUUGGUGGUGGUGGGCUGCAGCCUCCGCAGGGCGCCCCGCAGCCGUCGCACUCGGCACCCAUCAUGGGCCAGAGCCAGCAGUCGUUCGCGAGCUCGCCGCAGCCGUUUGGAGGGCACACACCGCAGCCAUUUGGGCAGGCCAAUUCGGGCUUCACGCCUCAGGGUCCCCAGUUCGGCGGCGGUUAUUUCCAGGCUGGUCAGCAGCAGCAGAUGUACCCUGGUGCGGGCGGGGGUGCAUUCGGGUCCAUGUAGUGUGGUCGGUUGUUUAGUUGGUGGGUAGUGGUUAUCCUAUCUUCAGGGCAUGUUAUCGGAUUCGAGGACUAUUGAGCCUUGGUUGACGGAUGAUAAAGGUGAUAACCCAAGCUGUGGACUAUAGGUUACUGUGGAACCGUUAUUGGUUGUUUACGACUAACGCUCAAUAUACC